Messenger RNA from Mesorhabditis belari, 1512 nucleotides. The record is from the annotation of a GenBank genome assembly. NCBI's taxonomy places the organism in Eukaryota, Metazoa, Nematoda, Chromadorea, Rhabditida, Rhabditidae.
AUGACAACAGGACUUCAAGAACAACCCUGGUACUGGGGAAAUAUUUCAAAAGAAGAGGUUGCUAACAUUCUCCAAUCAGAACCGGAUGGUUCGUUCUUAGUUCGAAAUGCUUCAACGCCAGGGGACUACACAUUGACGCUCAGAUAUCAAGCUCAAACAAAGCUUGUUAAAAUUCACGUGACCAACGGCCGAUGUGGCUUUGCUCCUGAUGCUUUAACACAUAGUUCGGUGCCUGGUUUAAUCGACUUUCAUCGUGUCCGAUCCUUAAAGGUUUACAAUGAGAGUUUGGACACCAGUUUACGGUACCCCGUUUGUCGGAGACGUGAUUCAACAGCUGAGUGCCUUACACCCCCAUCGACAUCAAAUUCUAAUUUGCUUAAACCACGACCUCAUACACAUAAAGACCCAGCGCCAGAGCCUCAACCUGAAUCUACGCAUCAACCGAUUCCACCAGUAACUGCCUCAAGUGAAGAUCCACAAUGGCAAUUGAAACUUGGCCUCGAAAAACUAAGAAUAGCUCAAACAGCGCUCGCUCGCGCUCGUCGUUUAUAUGAUUUAUCAAACGAAGAGUUGAACAGAGCCGAGGAUCUACACAAGAAGCAGACACAAGCAAUCUUGGAUUCUGAACGAAAAAUCGAAGUGAUGCGGGAUGUUUGUGAUGUGCAAGACAACACCAUUUUGAAGGAAGAUGAUAGUAGUCAGAGUCCUAGUCUUGCCGAAACCAUGAAGAACAACCAAAAUGUUUUGAAGCUCUACAUUCAUGAUCUUGAAACCGAGCGCAAUUAUAUCCAAGAACAAAUGGAUCAGCUCGACACAGCAAUGACUACUUUGAGAGUUUCCGGAGAACGGGCGAAGGAAAGGGUUGGACGAGCCAUUAAAGUAGCAAACGAAUGCUUUACAAAUUUGAAAAAUAUGGGUAUCUCCCUAGUACAACUUGAUGAAACAACCGAGCGAGCGAAGUUGAUGUUCCUGCAAGCGGAAUCGAUCAAAGUUAGUCAAAUCCUUGGAGAUCUACCACUCAGUUGGAGUCCUAAUCGGUACUUGGUAAGUGAAUGCACAAAAGACGGUGCCGCUUCUUUAGUUCAACAAGCCCGAGCUCGAAUUGUCAACGCAUCUAUGCAAGCCGGGGUUUAUCAACAUCCACCACAAGGCAUUUUCCUUAUUCGACCAAGUGGAAGUCAGCCUAACAAACUAGUUCUUUCCGUGCUGAACGGUGACAAAGUUUCCCAUUGUUUGAUAGAACAAACUGAACAGGGAUGGGGUUUCGAAAAUGGUGGCCUAUACUUCGUCACAAUCGGCGAUUUUGUGCGUUACUACUCGCACACCUCCUUGGUAGAGCACAACCCCGAAAUUAGCACAUGCUUAACGGCGCCAGCGCUCACGUCCACUUCAACCAUACAACGAAGUAUGCAGUCUAAGCCAAAAACAGCCACCAAUUCACCAACGUCUACAUUCUCGAAAAGGACAACUCAGUCAAUCGAUGAAACACAGUCGAACGAAACUGCUAACUAC